AAGGGCCCCUCGCCAUUUUGGCUCAAACAAACUCCUUGAUAUUUUACCCCAAUUAAAGUGUUUUUAUAUUGUAAUAGGAUAUUUUUAUGCUAACAUAUUGUGGGGUAAAAGUAAACAUAUAACGACUUAACAUUUGUUUUGCCUUCUUUUUACGUUGUGAAAGUUGCCAGCCAAAAGUCAUGGUUUAAAGAAACCCCAGCUGAGCCAACUCAUUUCUUUGCUAAGUUUUGUUGUUGGUUGGUUUAUUUUUCACUUUGUGUAAUGGGAGGCUGCUCCGCUCCAAAUUGCUCCAAUUCCACUAGCAUAGGGAAGCAGCUGUUUAGAUUCCCCAAAGACCCUGUGCGAAAGAAGAAAUGGGUUGUGAACUGCCGACGUGACUUUGAGCCCACUCCUCACUCCAGACUCUGUCAGGACCACUUUGAGGAGAGCCAGUUUGAAGAAAUAGCCAGAUCUCCAGCUGGUGGAAAAAAGCUGAAGCCCAAUGCUAUUCCCACUCUGUUCAAUGUGGGAGACCCUCCUUUCCCUGCAGUCACCUCUCCAUAUAUCCUGCUGCCACUAAAAUCUGAAGCAGUGGAAAAGGAUCUAAACUUUGGCGAUCAUGGCUAUGCCAGACGCAAUCCUUUGUCUGGCCUUGAAGAGGAGGAUGGAGAAAGAACAUCUGAAGACCACAAUCCCUGCAUGCAGUGUCAGCUCCUUAAGAAAAAACUGGAGCAGGAGAUGCAGCACACCGCAAGACUACAAAGAGAGGCAGAAGAGAUGAAGAAGCGUCUGUAUCGGCUCGAUCGCAUCGAGAAGGGGCUCCAGAACUUUCUGUACGAGGACCAGAUCAGAGCGCUGUCCCUCACGAAGCGCUCACGGCGUGCCGUCUGGUCGCCAGAGACGAUCCUGAAAGCCAGAAAGAUCCGCUGUGCCGUCGGAACCAAAGGCUACGAGUACCUGAGAGAGAUCGGCUACCCUCUGCCCUCGUACAGGACUCUGUGCAACCGUCUGGAGACGAAGAUUAUGGUGACGACUGACAUGAGCUGUGAGGAGCUGGCAGAGCUCGGCCUGGGGCUUAUGGCCACAUGUGACAGUCCUACAGAAGGGGUCGGGGACAAUGAUGAGGAAGAACUGAUGGGAGUUUUAUCCUGAUCCCAGUUACUUACACUGAUUCUGAACUGUUGUAGAGGGAUAAGUUGAGAGAUCACACUGUCCGUGAUUUAGAAAAGUUUUGCGGCACUGGUUUUAAAGUUUUCUGGCCUUCAGGUCACCUGGCUGUACCCACCUUUUACAUCCACUCAGGUGAUGUUUGAUGCACUGGCUUACAUGUAGCCUGGAUUCAUGUUCUGCUGAUUCCUGCUGUGAUGCUGGCAUGUUAUGGUAGCCUGAACGUGUAAGGAGGAUGUGCACAAUGUAGCUCAUUCAUAUGCAUCAUGUAAAUGUGAGUGACAUUUGUUAAAAAACUCUUUGCACAUAGCUUUGUGAAAUCGCUGCUUGUUUUUACCGUCAAUUGUGAUGCAGCGGAGUCUUUUACCGGCCUUGUUCUAUACAUUUAAAAAAAUUAAGUGUAAUGCAAACGGAUAAACAUGCUGCACAUUUUUUGUACUCUAAAAAUACUGUAUUUGGUUUAUCCAGAUUAACAAAUCGAAACAUCCUCCAGUUUUCAGUAAUGCAGUUUACUGUCAGACUAACUAACAUAACCAUCUGAUCUCUCUUUAAAUCAUUAAAAACGCUGUGUAGAAUGUAGACAUUGGCUGGUUUCUGUCACUUAGCUAUGUCUUGAUUAAUCAGAUUUUAUGUUUAACAUUUCAUGAUGGAAUUACUCCUGAUUUAUAGGGAAGGGAUUGGGAUUAACAAAGUGUUCACCUCAUCCCAAUCCUAUUCAAAUAUGUACACUAAAUCAACAGAAUAUGGAUAUUUUGUUGCCUUUUUUAUUAUUAUUUCCUUUAUUUUCAUUUUUUGUUUUGAUCAUGGGUGCCGAAGUCAAGUCCAAUAAAACAGCUAAAUUCCCA
Messenger RNA from Gambusia affinis (western mosquitofish), 1991 nucleotides. RefSeq lists its product as uncharacterized. Gene Ontology annotation, molecular function: sequence-specific DNA binding. The coding region runs from base 262 to 1131 and encodes 289 amino acids. The record is from RefSeq and is a predicted model, not a curated record. The transcript has 4 exons. Lineage: Eukaryota; Metazoa; Chordata; Actinopteri; Cyprinodontiformes; Poeciliidae.